Messenger RNA from Lolium perenne, 854 nucleotides. Its product is annotated as late embryogenesis abundant protein Lea14-A. Lineage: Eukaryota; Viridiplantae; Streptophyta; Magnoliopsida; Poales; Poaceae. Gene Ontology annotation, cellular component: cytosol. Gene Ontology annotation, biological process: response to desiccation. The record is from RefSeq and is a predicted model, not a curated record.
CUGGACGCGACCCGCCUUCUCCGCAUCGCGUGAUAAAGCGCAGGCGCAAACGCCGCGCGGCUCCAUCGAUCGGCUCCUCUCCGCCGCGCGGCCCAUUCCCCUCCUCGGGUAAUUCCUCCGCCGCGGCGCGUGUGCAACGUAAGAACCGGCCGCCGAUUCCAAACAUGGGCACCGGAGAGGAGGAAGAAACGCAGAAAUCCGGGGACGCGACGACGGCGGACGAAGGCGGACAGGAUCAGGAGGCGCGGGAGGAAGAAGAAGGAGGGUUGAUGGCGGGCCUGGUGGGCAAGGCCAGGGAGUUCGUGUCGGAGAAGAUCGCGCAGAUCCCCAAGCCGGAGGCGGCGCUGGAGCGCGUCUCCUUCAAGAGCAUCAGCAGCGAGGGCGUCACCCUCCACAGCCACGUCGACGUCAGCAACCCCUACUCCUACCGCAUCCCCAUCUGCGAGCUCACCUACACCUUCAAGAGCGACGGCAAGGUGAUAGCAUCAGGCACGAUGCCUGACCCCGGCUGGAUCGGCGCCAGCGGCCUGACCAAGCUGGAGCUGCCGGUGAACGUGCCGUACGACUUCGUCAUGUCGCUGAUGAAGGAUCUGAGCGGGGACUGGGACAUCGACUACGUCCUGGACGUCGGGAUCACCAUCGACCUCCCCGUCAUCGGCACUUUCACCAUCCCGCUCACCACCCAGGGCGAGAUGAAGCUCCCCACAUUCCGGGACUUGUUCUGAAUAUUUUGGUUGGUUGCCCUAGUUAUUUGCCCAUUCUUUGGCUUCAGCUGGGUGCUGCUGCUGCGUGAGGGUCUUAUGGGUUUGUUGCUUGAUGCGCGGAUGAAUGUUGAAAUUAGAUUUGUGUUGCAA